AAUGCCCCCACCUUGUCCGAGGGCCGCCUCACCGUUCACGCCAACCCGUUCGCCGUUCGUUUCGUGACUGACGUUUACAGGCUCGAGCUUCUAACUGAUUAUGAAGACUGGCGCUCCGUCUGGGGCGAGGACAUCCAUGCGCUCUUCCAUGAUGACUACAUAUCACAUCAGUUUCUGGCGGCUGAUGUUUCUGCGUUGCGCAAGAUCUGGCAGAGCGGUAAGACUGAGCUGGACACUAUCGACUUCGGACCUUGCCUCUCCGCCUCACAGGAUGGGAUUGAGGACUUCUUGGGCCCCUCUGGCUGCGUGCACGUUUGCAGAUGCACUACAGAAGAUGGAGACGUUUGUGGCGCCCGCUUCUUCACCCAUGCUGCUCCCGUCGCGCACCAGACCCACACCCAGGGCGGCUUUCAUGGCAACUUCUCCUACUAUGCCAGAUGUGUCGUCACGAACCAGAUCACAUUUGCGAGCGGCACCUGCCUUUCUUACCUGAGCGACGGGCUGGCGAUGGCGAACCCCAAGCCCAAGUGGAUGCUGGAGAAGCGGCCGCCUGGCGCCGCAGAGGCAGAGGGCGCUCCCGUGCAGGCCAAGGCCAAGGGCGGCCCCCCGCAGAAGGACAAGGGCGGCAAGAGCUCCAACCCCACCCCAGGCUCCGCCUCCGACGCGGCCGCGGCCAACGGGCCCAACAGCAAGCAGCAGCGCAAUCGGCACCUCGGGCAGAUCAAGGACAUGGGCUUCACCAAGAAGCAGGCCAACUUCAUCAACGUGCUGGUGAAGCAGACGCUCAUGACGACCCAGAUGGUGCGCGAGCUAUGGGCAGCGGGAGUGGACAUGUACUUCCUGACCGCCGACCUACCAGAGAUCGAGGCCGCACAGGAGGCAGGGGCGACGUAUUCACACGAAGUCCGAGCCCGAGGCAAAGGCCACCAGCUCGGUCCUCCUCACCUACAUAUCUUCAAUGGGUUCGUGACCAAGUUGCUCGAGCGUGGGCUCGCGCUGGGGCAGAGGACUCACGCGAUGCUCAAAGAUUGGCACGGCAGAGUGUGGUGCGAGCUGCAGCCUCACGACCUGUACGACAUGGUGCGCCUGUUUCGGGUCACGAAGUGCUACGAUCAGAACAAGAGGAAGCUCCACCUGAUGAUGAGGGACGUCUCGCAGCCGAGCGUACCGCCCGAAUCAGACGAGCAGCCGCUGCCUUCGCCCUUGAUGGUCCGCGGCCUGUUGCAGAAGGCACUAGAGGAGAUCGGCGGGCGCAGGGCUCUGGGCGCGGCGCCACCAGGCGCAAUGGAGGAGAUACUGCAGAACGCGGUAGACGCAAAAGAUAGCAGGUGA
Prorocentrum cordatum is the source of this 1332-nucleotide messenger RNA. NCBI's taxonomy places the organism in Eukaryota, Dinophyceae, Prorocentrales, Prorocentraceae. The record is from the annotation of a GenBank genome assembly.